Molecule: messenger RNA, 4419 nt
Organism: Aspergillus melleus
Lineage: Eukaryota; Fungi; Ascomycota; Eurotiomycetes; Eurotiales; Aspergillaceae
Gene: hmg1
Product: 3-hydroxy-3-methylglutaryl-coenzyme A (HMG-CoA) reductase isozyme, variant 2
Exons: 2
Coding region: 1218-3878 (886 amino acids)
Biological process (GO): ergosterol biosynthetic process; coenzyme A metabolic process; isoprenoid biosynthetic process
Cellular component (GO): peroxisomal membrane; endoplasmic reticulum membrane
Molecular function (GO): hydroxymethylglutaryl-CoA reductase (NADPH) activity; protein binding
Source: RefSeq, a predicted model, not a curated record
CCGCCUCCGACGUAUCUCUCCUCCAUCUCCAGGCUCCAACCCUAAUCAUUGAUCCAUUAUUUAUUUAUUUCUUGGGCUCCCUCUCUCCCAUGUCACUGUGGGACCGGGACUUUUUCAGUUACACCCGUUAGUCUCGUACAAGUCUUUGCGUGAAAUCCGAACCGUCGCCAAACCAAACCCUCGGUGGCGGUCUUUCCGACAGGGAGACAAACCCCCCUGCGGGCCGUCGAUAGUAUCAAGCGGACUAUCUUUCUCUUAAAUCGCGGCCCACACCGCUUCCCUCCCUUCUUUUCCCUUUUCCUCUCCUCUCCUCCCCCCUCCUCCUCCCUCCCGACCAUCCAACAUGGCUGCGACUCUAAUUCCGCGGACGUUUCGCCCGGCCGACGGUGAGGAGGCCGAACCGGGGUGGUUGAAGCGUCAGGUUACCAACGUCCUGCAAACCAUCUCGCGCCGUGCUUGUCUCCAUCCCAUUCACACCAUCGUGGUCGUCGCCUUGCUCGCCAGCACCACCUACGUCGGGCUCAUCGAGGGCAGUAUUUUCGAUACAAUCCGAAACCCGAGGAAUGUCGCUGGUCAAGUGGAUGUCGACACCCUUCUCCAGGGCAGCAGGAACCUCCGUUUGGGUGAAAGCACUUCCUGGAAAUGGCAGGUAGAUGACGCGUUGACGCACAAUGAGGGCGAGGUAAGUCUGCCAUUGACAACGCCAACCUAUUCUUGCAUUGCUCGUGCCAUUCUAACCAUGAUCUUGUUGCUUCCCUCUAGGUCGCCCAGCAUCUGGCAUUGGCCACCUUCAUUUUCCCUGACUCCCUGUCGCGAUCCGCCUCCACGGCCCCCGUCGCGGAAGAAGUACCCGUUCCCGCCAACGCCUCCGCGCAGGUGGUUCCUCACACCCCGAACCUCUUCUCGCCUUUCUCCCAGGACUCGUCGCUCGCCUAUGCUCUUCCCUUUGAUCAGGUUCCUCAAUUCCUGAAGGCGGUGCAGGAGAUCCCCGAUCCGUCGGCGGACGAGGACAUUGGCGAGCAGAAAAAAUGGAUUAUGCGUGCGGCUCGCGGCCCAGCUUCUGGCUCGACCCGAUCGUUGCAACUCUGGUUGACCGAUGCCUGGAGCUCCUUUGUGGAUCUGAUCAAGGUACUGUCUCUUUGGACGAACAUAUUCAUUUCUAGGUACAUCGAUUGCUAACGCCGCGUCAGCAUGCCGAAACGAUCGAUAUUGUCAUCAUGACUCUGGGCUAUCUUUCCAUGCAUCUCAGCUUCGUCUCCCUGUUCUUCUCCAUGCGUCGUCUCGGCUCGCGGUCCUGGUUGGCAUUCACCGUUCUUCUGUCCGGCAUGUUUGCCUUCCUCUUCGGUCUCCUUGUGACGACUAAGCUCGGUGUCCCGAUCAAUAUGCUUCUUCUGUCCGAGGGUCUUCCUUUCCUCGUCGUUACCGUUGGAUUUGAGAAACCGAUCAUUCUCACUCGUGCCGUGCUUCACGCGUCCGUGGACCGCAAGCGCCAGGGUGCCCCAGGUACCGCUCCCAACCAGCCCGCUCCGAGAUCCAUCCAGGACUCGAUUCAGACUGCGAUUAAGCACCAGGGAUUCGAAAUUGUUCGUGACUACUGUAUUGAGAUCGGCAUCCUGGUCGCCGGAGCGGCUUCUGGGGUGCAGGGUGGUUUGAGACAGUUCUGUUUCCUCGCGGCUUGGAUCCUUUUCUUCGACUGCGUGCUCCUCUUUACGUUCUACACCACCAUCCUUUGCAUUAAGCUCGAGAUCACGCGCAUUAAGCAUCAUGUUGCGACGCGCAAGGCCUUGGAGGAGGAUGGAAUCACUCAGCGGGUUGCCGAGAACGUCGCGUCCAACAACGACUGGCUCCAGUCGAGCUCGGACAACGAUGGCGACACCAGCAUCUUCGGAAGAAAGAUCAAGUCCAGCAACGUCCGCCGCUUCAAGAUCCUCAUGGUGGGAGGCUUCGUCCUGGUCAAUGUGGUUAACCUAUCCGCCAUUCCGUUCCGCAACUCCGCCAACAACUCGAAUAUUCCCAUCAUCUCGCGGGUCUCCAACGUGCUGGCACCGACGCCGAUCGACCCCUUUAAGGUUGCUGAAAAUGGUCUCGACUCCAUCUACGUCUCCGCCAAGAGCCAGAUGAUGGAAACUGUCGUAACUGUCAUUCCCCCUGUCAAGUACAAGCUGGAAUACCCUUCGGUGCACUACGCCGUCCCUGAGGAAGGUCAGUCUUUCGACAUCGAAUACACCGACCAAUUCCUGGACGCGGUUGGUGGACGAGUGAUCGACAGCCUCCUGAAGAGCGUCGAGGACCCGAUCAUCAGCAAGUGGAUCAUCGCUGCCUUGACUCUGAGCAUCAUCUUGAACGGCUAUCUCUUUAACGCCGCCCGGUGGAGUAUUAGGGAACCCGAGGCCGCUCCUCUUCCCCCUAAGGUGGCUCCCGCCGAGCCGAAGGAAUACCCGAAGAUCGAUCUCAACAACCCUGAAGGCCCCACGAGAACGCCCGAGGAGUGUGAGGCCAUGCUCAAGGACAAGCGCGCUGCUUACCUGACUGAUGAGGAACUGAUUGACCUUUCUGUCCGCGGCAAGAUCCCUGGAUACGCUCUCGAAAAGACGAUGGAAAACGAGGACCUCAUGAGUCGGGUUGACGCCUUCACCAGAGCGGUCAAGAUCCGCCGAGGUGUCGUCUCCCGUACCAAGGCUACCGCCGCUGUGACGAGCUCCCUGGAGAAGUCCAAGCUCCCGUACAAGGACUAUAACUACAGUCUCGUCCACGGUGCCUGUUGUGAGAACGUCAUUGGUUACUUGCCCUUGCCUCUUGGUGUCGCUGGUCCUCUUACUAUCGACGGUCAAAGCUACUUCAUUCCCAUGGCUACUACUGAAGGUGUCUUGGUUGCCAGCGCCAGUCGCGGUGCGAAGGCUAUUAAUGCAGGUGGCGGUGCCGUUACCGUUCUCACGGGCGACGGCAUGACCCGAGGCCCCUGCGUUGGUUUCCCUACUCUUGCCCGAGCCGCUGCUGCCAAGGUCUGGAUUGAUUCCGAGGAGGGUACGAGCAUCCUGACUGCAGCGUUCAACUCCACCAGUCGGUUUGCCCGUCUCCAGCAUCUCAAGACUGCGCUUGCCGGCACCUAUCUGUACAUUCGAUUCAAGACCACCACCGGCGAUGCCAUGGGUAUGAACAUGAUCUCGAAGGGUGUGGAGAAGGCGCUUAGUGUUAUGUCUACCGAAUGUGGCUUUGACGAUAUGGCCACCAUCUCGGUUUCCGGAAACUUCUGCACGGACAAGAAGUCUGCUGCGCUCAACUGGAUCGAUGGCCGUGGUAAGUCGAUCGUGGCCGAGGCUAUCAUCCCGGGAGACGUCGUUCGCAGCGUUCUGAAGAGCGAUGUCGACGCCUUGGUUGAACUGAACACCAGCAAGAACUUGAUCGGUAGUGCGAUGGCGGGAAGCUUGGGUGGCUUCAACGCGCACGCUGCUAACAUGGUCACGGCUAUCUUCCUUGCCACCGGUCAAGAUCCCGCGCAGAACGUGGAAUCGAGCAGUUGUAUCACGACGAUGAGAAAUACCAAUGGUAACCUCCAAAUCUCCGUGUCCAUGCCUUCUAUUGAAGUCGGCACUAUUGGUGGCGGUACUAUCCUCGAGGGACAAUCUGCCAUGUUGGAUAUGCUCGGCGUUCGUGGCGCCCACCCCACCAACCCCGGAGAUAAUGCUCGCCAGCUUGCGCGCAUCGUCGGUGCUGCCGUUCUUGCCGGAGAAUUGAGUCUGUGUUCCGCUUUGGCCGCCGGUCACCUCGUCCGGGCUCACAUGGCACACAACCGGAGUGCCGCUCCCACUCGGUCGGCCACUCCUGUCUCGGCGGCUGUCGGGGCGGCUCGUGGUCUGAGCAUGACGGGCUCCAAAUAAUAGCCAAGUCUAGUGUGUAACCAAUCUUACUUUACCACUGGAAAGGAAAUCCACCGCUACUUUGUGGUGGUAUUAUCUAAGGGGCUCCUUCUUUCUACCCCUUACCUCACGGCCGUUCUCCCAAUUGGGCAUUCACACGAUACCCCAAUGUUCCCCGGCCACCAACCAAAACGCUCUUUUGGAGAGUUUCGUCGUGUCUUUUAUUUGGAUCCUUGGAUCUCUUGUAUUUUUUUUUCUUCUUCUUUGCUUUUGGUACAUCGUUCUCUGUAUGGUGAUACUGAUCUGUACCCGAAAGAGGACACUUCCAUUUCGUGGGGAUCAGUACCUGGAGUCUAGGAGUACUGAAACUUUUUAUCGGCGCCGGAUGCGCUCAGACUUGGACAUGAUAGAAACACGGUCAUGUCGACACCACGCGAACAGAAAAGGGGUUCAUUUUUAUUUUAACGAAGGGGAGAGCUGGUGAUCGAUGGACUGGAUGGGAAAUGAACAUUUACAACCUAUGUAUAAUUCCAUAGAACGAAUAUGAACAUGUUUGCUAGUU